AUGACUGCAGUAAAGGAAAUCAGAAAGAUCAUCAUCAUCGGUGGUGGCCCAGCAGGCAUACUUGCUGCGCUCCAGCUGAAAAAGGCCAAUGGAAUCACGCCGGUAGUCUACGAGAUCCGCCGCCAGCCAACAACACUCGGUGGAGCAAUUGGCAUUCCUUCCAACGGUCUACGACUACUCGAUCGCCUUGGACUGUACAAUGACGUUGCAGCUCGAGGUGCAUUGACGCCGAAGCUCGUCUUAUACGCUCUGAAAGGCUGCGUUAUGGGUGAGAUGGAUCUAUCAUCCUGGAGUGAGCAGCAAACCGGCUUCGGAUACUUGCGCGUCCAACGAACCGACUUAAUGGAUGUCCUGAUAGGCGCCGCCAAGCAAGCAGACAUCCAAAUACAUUACGGCAAAGCCGUGGAGAAAAUCGAAGACCAAGGCCACACCGUGACCGCGCGGUUCGUCGACGGGACGGCAGAUACGGCCGACUUUCUCCUCGGCUGCGAUGGGAUCCACUCCGCCGUGCGGAAACUCUACAUUGAUCCCGGCUCCGUGCCCGAGUACUCCGGCUUUGCAAACAUGUUCGCUCUCGUGCGACCAGACGAGGUGUGCCCCAGAGCCACGUCUAUCGAUACCAUGAGCGCGACGCUCACCUCUGACGGACUUUUCGUGAUUGCCCCCACGACACCAACCCGCUAUCUGCUCUACUGGUUUUUCUCCCGCGAGGUUGCUCUUCCGGCUUUUGGCAAUGUCCGUGACGGAUGGGAGGAGCGCGGAAAGGAAGCGGCAGACACAUUCAAGGCUACCCUUCUCGAUCUCUUGGGAAGUCAAAAGUCUGAUUGGAUGGGCAUGGUGCACGAGAUCAUCAACAACACGAACGCUGUCCAGUUUUAUCCGAUCUACAAGAUGCCGCGGGGAAGACCGUGGUCCAGGGGCCGUUGCAUGGUUCUCGGUGACGCUGCGCAUGCGAUGCCGCCCCACGCCAGCCAGGGUGUUUCCAUGGCUUUAGAAGACGUCUUCUUGUUCUCAAAGAUGUUGAAGAGUAACACUGAUAGCUUAGAAGACGCGAUGCAGGUGUAUGAGAAGAAGCGAAAGGUGAGGACGGAGGCGAUGCUGGACAAGGCGGAGUCGAAUGGAUCUUUGCGCAAGUCAACUGCACCUUGGCGUCUUCGAGCUAUGGAGUUGGCUAUCUCGGGGGGAUUGUGGGUCUCGAAGACCACAGGUAUCGACAAGAUGGGCUUCGGACAGAAGCCUCUAGCUUAUGAUGUCGAAGAGGAACAGUUUUGA
Molecule: messenger RNA, 1272 nt
Organism: Colletotrichum costaricense
Lineage: Eukaryota; Fungi; Ascomycota; Sordariomycetes; Glomerellales; Glomerellaceae
Exons: 2
Coding region: 1-1272 (423 amino acids)
Molecular function (GO): monooxygenase activity; FAD binding
Source: RefSeq, a predicted model, not a curated record